Molecule: messenger RNA, 687 nt
Organism: Baudoinia panamericana UAMH 10762
Lineage: Eukaryota; Fungi; Ascomycota; Dothideomycetes; Mycosphaerellales; Teratosphaeriaceae
Exons: 2
Coding region: 1-687 (228 amino acids)
Source: RefSeq, a predicted model, not a curated record
AUGUCCACCAGCGUUGCAAUGGAGAAAGCGCUCGAUGUCAACGAGCUUCUUGAGCUCAUGCUCGCCUCUCUGGAUGUGCGAACGUUCGUCUUCGCCGCUGCCCUCGUCUGUCACCGCUGGCAUGCCAUGACUAAGCGGAUCAUUACCUCAAACAGCGUGAUGCGCACGCAAGAAGCUCUUCCUACAACCGAUCGCAACCGGUACGUCGAGUACGAACCCUACCGCGGACUGAGUGAGAGCCAGCUUGACCCUUCGCUCGUGCUACCGGAUCCAUGGUUUUAUAAGAGGAGCUUCUUCACCACCGGUGCAGGCAUCCUGGAGAUGCUUCAAAGGCAGGAGCAAGGGUGCAAUUUGCGCCGCGACACGCUGCUCUCGCAACCUCCGGUUGCUGAAGAUCUCUGGCACGCCAAAUUCGGGAGGAGUGAACGUGCCUUCACAAGCCGCCACGGGCCAGCGAACGAAGGGGACGUGAAGGGCAUCUUCACCAAUGGCAGGACGAUCGCAACGGCACGAGAGGCGACAAGGGUGCUGGAGAAGGUGAUGCUCGAGCAUUGGGGCAAGGCAGUGGACUGCGACGGCACUACUUUGCAUGUCCCAGGCAAGAAGAUUGGGCGGGCGGAACUGAACGAGCGCUUGCGGACUGCUGGUCGAGGUGCGGCGAGUGGCAGCACCGACCGGGCAGCGUGA